UUUUUUGCGCGACUUUGACUGAAGGGCCGCCAAUUUAGAUUCCAAAAUGGCGUUUCAAGGGUCACAGUUUCCCAACGUAGUGGUUGCUAAGAGGCGUGGACAGAGAUACCUUUGAGGAGAUGGAAAACGUCAUUGGAAUCGUAUAACGUUCAUUGUGUAAGGUGCCCAUGUUUCGACUAUGGGCCGCGCGGUGCAUUCCUGGGAUUCUGGGACAGUGAAUGGGAGUCGACUGGGCGCUAGCUCAAAAACACAACAUUAGCAUGAAUUUAGUGAACAAUAAGUAUUUUCCGAUAUGUGAGAAUUAACUUGUUCUCUGAAAUAUCAUAAAGCUUUGGAAUCGUGACAUUACGUACUUUUAAGGAACAUAGGCAGGUUUCUCAAAUCACCCUGAUUUUGUGAAGGGAUUAUGAGAAGAUUAGUUUGCAACCACGUGAUGCCGCAAUACAAGUGAACGCGGUCUGACAGUCUGCUGUUGGGGCGUUAUGCCGCGUUCAAGACAACUGGGAACUCGGAAAUAUCCGACUGACUUAAACGCUUUCAAAGCAACUGGGAACUCGAGGGAAAAAACAAGCUCAGACUGGGAAAAUUGAUCUGAACAGCCAUCGAACUCGGAAUUCCAACUCUGUCUCGAGCUCUGACUUUCCGACCUUAAGAUCACUGACUUCAUGAUUGGAGGUGGCAGGUAGCCUUGUGGUUAGAGCCUUUGGGCCAGUAACCGAAAGGUUGCUAGAUCGAAUCCCCGAGCAGACAAUGUAAAAAUAUGUCAUUCUGCCCCUGUACAGGGCAGUUAACCCACUGUUCCUAGGCCGUCAUUGUAAAUAAGAAUUUGUUCUUAACUGACUUGCCUAUUUAAAUAAACAAACAAUUUGAUCGCGUAUUUUUCUGAGUUCCCAUGUGUGAAGGCUGCAUUAUACCACAGAACAAUGAGACAGAUAUUAAACCGGAUGUAUAAAAUUCUCUAACGAAAAUAUGCAAAUAUAUGCUACCUCCUCGCUUGUUCUUCCCACCAUGAUUCAUUUUCUCCCAUUGAAACGACAGUCUAUCUUGGGUUAGUGAUACGUCCCUACAUGCAUUGCCCAACAUGAUUCCUAUCUCCUCCUUUCUCUAACAUCUCUGGGGUGGAUCGCUGUGACCGUAUAAAUAAAACGGAUAGACAGGUCUGCUUGCAAAAGAGGGUCCUUCCCGACUCAACUCUGGGUGGGGUCACGGUUCUAUUAAUUUAUAUAUUCUGUAUCAAAGAAGCACAACAAGGUCUGUGAGGAUGAUGUGAUGGGACAACCGACUGGCAGGUGAAAACCGUAAAUGUACGGGCUGAUUCAACUACAGCUAAUUUAUAAACAUAUAAAAGGGAAGAUAAUUUUUAGGUAUAUUAGUGGUUUGCCGAAGGCUACUUGUAUGUAUUUGUUUUAACCAGCUAAUCUAACGUAAUGGCGACCGAGUGCACCCAAGAAGCGGUCGUACAAUUUCUGACCGAGCGAGGGGGGAGAGUGAAAAAACAGGAAUUCAUUGACUAUUUCAAAGCUGUUUUCCCGGAAGACCCUGACCAGAAAGCAAUUGUUCGGGAGAAAUUCAAGGGAUACGUGGACAACGUCGCAUUUGUAAAGUUGGAGAAUGGAGUGAAAUGUGUGUGUUUAAAAAACAAGUAUCGAGUGGAAAAAGACAGCGCGUGCAAUGGCAACGAAACAGGCACCUUUUUGGAACAAGAUAGCAGCACCCCUGUCCUAUCAAAAUCAUAUAAGAACUUGAUAGAGGAUUGUACACCACAACUGCAUCUGUCAGCAUCUUCUGCUGGGGGUGUGCGCUCUUGUGAAACCACUGCAAACGAGGAGGCACAACAAGAAAUUUCACCUGGCUCGGGUUACGGAACUGACAAUGCCGCAGGAGUGAGACCGCCUGACAUUUUAGGAAUUAUAUUGGAAGGUAACAUUAUAGAAAGAGCUGCGUCAACAAGGUCUGUAGUUCAGAACAAUAGUUUACCAGACAUUAUGGGAAAUGCGUUAGGCCUUGGUGGCAAUGGAGAGCAGAAAUUGACCAAGGAGGACCUUCAGACAUUGCAACCGCAUGACAUACCGCAAAUUGCAGUGAUUGAGACGUCACCUUUACCUACAGCCGCGGAUGGCUCUAUGUUCCACUUACCCGGACGUCAAUUCCCAACUAAUGCACAGGACAGCCUGCUGUCCAGUCACCCUUCAUCAGAGGACGGGGCAGACGAAGGCCAUAAUUAUGAUUCGCUACUGAGCAAAUCAGGGAGUGACAGCAACACACCUAAAAGUAGCCAUAACAACUUUAUUGAGCUCAUGAUGAACAGCUCCCCCCAGGUGCGACGCAGCAUGGUGUUGAGGAACUCCGUCUACCUGUCUACAAAAUACAGGGACUGUGUCCGGAGCGACAGUGACUCUGUCUCUGUGGUUUCUUCUACUACAGACGAAGACAGAGCUUCAGUCACUCUGGACCCGUUGGAACACGAAUGGAUGAUGUGUGCAUCCGACGGCCAAUGGGAGAGUCUCCACCGCCUCCUUUCCUGUGAACCGAACCUUGCCAUGAAGAAAGAUUUUGUGACUGGGUUCACCUGCCUGCACUGGGCUGCCAAGCAAGGCAAACAAGAACUGCUGGCACUUAUCGUGAACUUUUCCAAAAAACACACAGUACCCAUCAACAUCAAUGCCCGGUCAAGUGCCGGCUACACACCACUACAUCUAGCAGCAAUGCACAACCAUGUUGAAGUGGUGAAGUUACUGGUAGGAGCCUAUGACGCAGACGUAGAGGCCAGAGAUUACAAUGGGAAAAGGGCGUGUCAGUAUCUUACGAACAGUGUGGCCGUUGAUAUCCGUGACAUCAUCGGGGCGGGUGGUGGCGCCGACUCGGACUCAGAGAACACAGACGAUGGGGGGCAUUGGCGGUUGUCUAAAGUUCUCCAGUCUAAUCUGAUGCCCCUCAAACUGCACAAUCACAGUGAGGAGGACACAGGUGAUGGAGCAGGGCAGGCCAGACAGAAACCCUUGCGAAGGAAAUCAUCCCUUAGCAAGAUGAGACCCAAACUUCAGAAGAUCCGCUUCAGAUCUUCGCAGAUAGUUCACAGCACUUCGUUCCCAGCACACUGUGAGACAGAGGAGCUUAACGGGUCCAGGAAAAGCUCAUUUAAAUCCAGACCCAUGUCAAAUCUGUUUGGCUGAAGAAUAGCCUCUAAGUACACCCGACAAAGAGCAAAUCAAACUACUACAGUGCAGAAUGACUGACACAAUGUGGUAUAGUCUGAUGUUACAAGUGUUUUUUUUUUUGUGGCAUAGGCCAAGUCUGUUGUUACACAUACUUAAGGGUUUUUACCCCAGGCAUUAUAUGAAUAUGCUGAACUAACAGAGUAUGGUAUUACAUGAUCUAUUGAGUAACUGGCCAGAUUGCUACCCCUGGUUAGGCUAAAUAUUUCUGUCUUAAUCCUCUUAUCAUGCCGAAGUAGCCAAGGAGGUUUUACAGUUCGUCUGCUUUAACCCUUAACGUACAUGUAAAGCUGCCUGCAACCAACUGGGCAAAGAUGUCUAGUUUUGAUUUACAUUUCGUUUUUAACUAAUGCGAAUUCAAUGUGAAAUCGACAAAAAAUGUCACCAUGUCAUUGGAUUUGGGUUAGAAUUUGGGUGAUUUUAAAAAUAUAUAUUUUUAAAUAGGAAAUUAUCUUCCAUUGAAGAUCAGAACCAAGGAGAUCAGAACCAAACAUACUUUUUUUCAUAUCCAAUCAGUUUCCCACGUUGAUUUGACGUCUUCAUAUGACAUUUUUUGGAGUUGAAAUGGCAUUGAAACAAGGUUGACUCAACCUGUUUUUGCCAAGUGGGAAGUGUUUAAACUUCCAAGUUAUUUGACCACAUGGUAGAAACAAUGUAAUUGAUUUCACAAUGCUUGGGAGCAAUUCUAUCUUAUUACUGUCAGACUGUUAGUGAUGCUAUGAAUUUAUUCUCCCUUUACAUUUAAGUUGCUUUAAGCACUUUGAUUUGAAACCGUUAUUGAUCCAGCUUUCCUGCGGUGGAUGCCAUUCAGUCCAGCUGAAAUACUUGGGAUGGGAAUUUUACUUCCUCUUUGUUUUCAAGUGGAGGAUUGGAGGCCAAUGAAAGGCCUCUGGUCCUUUAAGUCUGUAAUCGGGAUCAGUAGAGGAGCCUUCUGUGUCACAAGGUACGCUUUUUGUUGAGCGUAUGGUAGGCCUGCUGUGUGUAGUGCUAUGAUGAAAGAUCAGGUUUCAUAACUAUUCACAGUCCACCUUGAAUUACGCUAUGCAGUUAUACUCACUUUAUGACCCUCUGAUCAUAGCUCCUUAUUUUGAGUUGUCUAAGGCUGCAGUUGUCUGGUGUUAAGUUGUAUGCUACCCUCUGAUCUGUUAUGCACUAGUGGUUUUCUAUCAACAAGCUCCAGCUUGCUGACCCAGGAGAGCCUCUACACACAAUAAUAAGAAUGUGAAAACAUGUUUUUAGAAAUGUUUGCAAAUAUAUUGAACAUUUAAAUGCAUAAAUAUCUCAAUGACAAAAGUAUUCACACCCCUGGGUCAAUACUUUGUAGAAGCACCUUUGGAUGGGUUUACAGCUGUGAGUCUUUCUGGAGAGCUUUCCAUACCUGGAUUGUGCAACAUUUGCCCAUGUAUUCUUUUCUAAAAUAUUCAAGCUCUGUUCAAAUUGGUUGUUGAUCAUUGCUAGACAGCCAUUUUCAGGUCUUGCCAUAGUUUUUCAAGUAGAUUUAAGUCAACACUGUAACUCGGCCACUUUGGAACAUUCACUGUCAUCUUGGUAAGCAACUCCAGGUUAGAUUUGGCCUUGUGUUCAAGUUUUUUUUUUUUUACCUUUAUUUAAUUAGGCAAGUCAGUUCAAUGACGUCCUAGGAACAGUGGGCUAACUGCCUGUUCAGGGGCAGAACGACAGAUUUGAACCUUGUCAGCUCGGGGAUUUGAACUUGCAACCUUUCCGUUAAGGGCUAUAAGGGAACCUAUUGGUAGAUGCGUAAAAAUAAAACAGCAGACAUUGAAUAUCCCUUUGAGCAUGGUGAAGUUAUUAAUUACACUUUGGAUGGGGUAUCAAUACACCCAGUCGCUACAAAGAUACAGGCGUCCUUCCUUACUCAGUUGCCGGAGAGGAAGGAAACCGCUCAGGGAUUACGCCAUGAGGCCAAUGGUGAAUUUAAAAUGGUUAAAGAGUUGGUAGGAGAAAACUGAGCACGGAUCAACAACAUUGUAGUUACUCCACAAUACUAACCUAAUUGAUAGUCUGAAAAGGAAGCCUGUACAGAAUAAAAAUUAUUCCAAAACAUGCAUCCUGUUUAUAACAAGGUACUAAAGUAAUACUGCAAAGAAAAUGACUAAGCAAUUAACAUUUUGUCCUGAAUACAAAGUGUUAUUGGAUUUGCCUGAAACAUUACUGAGUACCACUCUCCAUAUUUUCAAGCAUCUCAGUGCUAGAGGCGUCACUACAGACCCUGGUUCGUUUCCAGGCUGUAUCACAACCGGCCGUGAUUAGAAGUCCCAUAGGGCGGCGCACAAUUGGCCCAGCGUCGUCCGGGUUAGGGUUUGGCCUUCAUUGUAAAUAAGAAUUUGUUCUUAACUGACUUACCUAGUUAAAUAAAGGAAAAAUAAAAUGAAUAGCCGUGGGAAGUAAAGGUGCUGCAGCACCCCCUGAAUUAAAAAAUAAUAAUAAUAAAUGGAAGAAAAAUGUAUUCUUCACAGAAGUGCACUGGGCCUUUAAUAGUCCUAUAUUUGCAGACUGAUAUAGCCUUCUCCAGUGCAGGCAACAAUAUUUGUUUUUGUGCAAUGUUGCACUGAAUUGUAACACUUUUGUUUUUUGCUAAUAUAACUGGAGUGUAUAUUUUCACAUAUUUAGCAAAUCGUUGUCUCACAUGUACUAGUCUAAUUGUUUGUCUAGAUUUAAGGCAUAGUACUUAUGGCAUUGACUGUUUUUGGGGAAUAUGUUUUCUGAGUCAAUGGUUUUUAUCACUGAAUAGCCUACAAUAAUGCUACAUAGUUUACAUCUGAUUUUGCUACUUGAUUUUAUUGUACAGUUUUGUAGUCUUGCCAAAUUAGCUCUUACCUUUUUUAUUCUGCAAUGUCUUUAUGUUUUUAAAUCAACCACCUGCUGCUAAUUAUGAUAUUCAAAGGGCUGGAACCAAAUUUCUCUUGUCUGUCUGUACAUUACAUUAUAUUUUAUAGCCCUCUUCGAUUAUCUAACAAAAGAAUGUUAACCUAUAAAACGAUUGUGAGGUGUCAGAUUUUGUAUCUAUGUUCAAUACUUUAGCUUUGCAUACAUUAUUGAAGACAAAGAUUGUGUAGUUUGCAUUUUUAUCAUUUGGAAACCGGAAAAUAGCUGUGCAGCAACACUCCACAUCCAACCUGACAGAGCUUGAGAGGAUUUGCAGAGAAGAAUGGGAUACAGGUGUGGCAAGCUUGUGGCGUCAUACCCAAGAAGACUCGAGGUGGACAAAGGUGCUUCAACAAAGUACUGAGUAAUAGCAUAAAUGUGCUAUUUCAGUUUUUUUUAUUUGUAAUAGUUUUGCAAACAUUUCUAAAAACCUGUUUUUGCUUUGUCAUUAUGGGGAAUUGUGCGUAGAUUGAUGAGGGGAAAACGAUUUAAUCCAUUUUAGAAUAAGUCUGUAAUGAACAAAAUGUGGGAAAAGUCAAGGUGUCUGAAUGCACUUUUUAUUUAUCUAUAUAUACUACCGUUCUAAAGUUUGGGGUCAUUUAGAAAUGUCAGUUUUUGAAAGAAUCACUUUUUUUGUCCAUUAAAAUAACAUUGUUGAUCAGAAAUACAGUGUAGACAUUGUUAAUGUUGUAAAUGACUAUUGUAGCUGGAAAUGGCAUAUUUUUUUUCAAUGGAACAUCUACAUAGGUGCACAGAGGCCCAUUAUCAGCAACCAUCACUGCUGUGUUCCAAUGGCACGUUGUGUAAGCUAAUCCAAGUUUAUAAUUUGAAAAGGCUAAUUGAUCAUUAGAAAACCCUUUUUCAGUUAUGUUAGCCUGUGCUGGAAACUGUUGUUCUGAUUAAAGAAGCAAUAAAACGGUC
This is a messenger RNA of Oncorhynchus nerka (sockeye salmon), 7022 nucleotides long. RefSeq names its product ankyrin repeat domain-containing protein SOWAHC-like. The coding region runs from base 1428 to 3173 and encodes 581 amino acids. The record is from RefSeq and is a predicted model, not a curated record. Gene Ontology annotation, molecular function: protein binding. NCBI's taxonomy places the organism in Eukaryota, Metazoa, Chordata, Actinopteri, Salmoniformes, Salmonidae. The transcript has a single exon.